AUGGACGGCGGCGUGCUCGCCAUCCUGGUGAACGUGAGCUUCGUGGCCGUACUGGCCAUUGCCUUCUUCAUGAUGCGGCGCAAGCUCAUUCGAGUGCACACACGGCGGCUUCGCGAGCUGGCGGCGCCGCUGCUGGGCAAUCCCUUGACUACGAACGACCACCGCCUCGAUACAGCCACGCGUGAGGCCGAAAAGGGCUUCGAAGUGUGCGCUGUGUGCGAGUUUGAGAACUUCAAGGACGCGCUCUUCUGCUCACUUUGUGGAGAACGCAUGAAGAAGCUCGAGGCGUCCGAUAACAGCAAUAAGAACAAGAGAAAGCGCCGUCGAAAAGAAAAGAAAGACCGCAAGACAAACGAGAGAGCAACUAUUCUGCCGCGCCACUUGACGGAGCGCCAGCUUCGUGCCAGGAAACGCAAGGAAUGGACACGAAAACUGGACGUCGAGGGCAACAUGUUCUGGUUCCGUGUAAAGGAAGGAAGCGGGCCUAUUGUGCCAGCACGUGUGGGCAAAGUCAUCCGGUUUGUGAAGCCCAACGAGAAUCUGAAAAUGCCUGGACAAGUGAACGGGCCGAUUGCGAUACAGAGCGAGGUGGCUGUCGUGGAGCCGGCUAAAGCGAAGGUGUUUAAAGAGAUGGCUGAUAUGGAUAUCAUUCCAGCCACGAAGUGGGAUGCAGCAGCGCGUGCAACGGGAGAAGUGUUGGAGGACGACACGCAGACAGGUGUCGAGCGUCGUCGUGAGACGCUCGAACUAGCAGCGAAGGAUUUUCCGUCGAAGUACGCUUAUUUUGUCAAAACCACGGCAUCACUGCUAGUCCCGCCCGAGGUCGAGUUCCUCAAGCUGUCGCUUCACAGAGAUUACAUGUUUGAGGAGUCGAUGGAACAUCUUGGGUGCAUAGAGGAGAAGUACAUUCGCUCGGCGAUGCGUAUCAACUUCCUGGAGGAAAACGGAGUGGACGCUGGUGGACUACAUCGCGAGUGGUUCAUGAUGCUGACGGAGUUGCUGACGGAUCCGGAAACGGGGCUGUUCAAGGCUACGAAUGGGGAAGACCGGGCGUUCUUCCUGAACUCAAACUCUCGCUACGACAAUGGCGAGGAGCAUCUGAUUUACUUGUAUGGAGCAGGGAGGUUGUUGGGACGAGCGCUGUUGGAGGGCACGGUGCUUAAUUUCCACUUGUGUGUCCCACUGCUCAAGCUCAUUUUGGGGACACCGCUAUGCAUGGACGAUGUUAAGUAUUUCGACCCAGAAGUGUACCAGAGCAUGACGUGGAUGCUGGAGAAUGACGGUGUGGAAGCGCUGGACUUGGACUUCAGUGUAAUGGAGCGUGUCGGUGACCGCACAAUGACAGUCGACCUCAUUCCUAACGGACGCAACGUCGAGGUGACCGACGCCAACACACACGAGUACUUGGAACGUAAGUUUGAGCAUCUGCUGUUACGCAGCGUUGCUGACCAGCUCUACGUCUUCCUCAAGGGCAUUUACGAGGUUAUCCCAUUGCAUUUGCUGGUACUGUUCGACUACGAAGAACUGGAUUAUCUCAUGUGCGGCUCCCCAGAGAUCGAUGUGGACGACUGGGAGAAGAACGCUUCGGUGGCUGAGAGUGUGGCACGGUCCCCGACACUCGCUUGGUUCUGGGAGAUUGUAAGGGAAAUGCCCAAUGAGUACCGACGACGUCUACUACAGUUCACUACCGGCUGCUCGCGGGUGCCGCUUGUGGGCUUCAAGGGGCUGACCAGCUACGAUGGCAAGGUCUGUCUGUUCACGAUCCGCGGAAUUGUGGGAGCGCCAGACGAGUUUGUGCGCAGCUACGCGUGCUUCAACCGACUGGACUUGCCGCUGGGUAUCUCACGCUCCGAGCUCAAGCGCAUGCUAUAUGCCGUGCUAGACACUGAGCAAUAUGGCUUCACGACGGACUGA
This is a messenger RNA of Phytophthora infestans T30-4, 1914 nucleotides long. Its product is annotated as HECT E3 ubiquitin ligase, putative. Lineage: Eukaryota; Oomycota; Peronosporomycetes; Peronosporales; Peronosporaceae. Gene Ontology annotation, molecular function: ubiquitin-protein transferase activity. The record is from RefSeq and is a predicted model, not a curated record. The transcript has 2 exons. Bases 1 to 1914 code for a protein of 637 amino acids.